Molecule: messenger RNA, 3226 nt
Organism: Galleria mellonella (greater wax moth)
Lineage: Eukaryota; Metazoa; Arthropoda; Insecta; Lepidoptera; Pyralidae
Product: zonadhesin
Exons: 19
Coding region: 44-3121 (1025 amino acids)
Molecular function (GO): serine-type endopeptidase inhibitor activity
Source: RefSeq, a predicted model, not a curated record
CUUGGUAAUACUUACAUUGGAAGGUAUUUUUUAGUCGGUGGUAAUGUUCAAAAUGUUUUUCCUUAUUGCUAUUGCGGCUAAUGUGUUUCUUUUAGUGUCUACUACAGAAACAUGUGGAGAAAAUGAAGUAUACGUCGAUUGUCCUGAUACUGUCUGUGAACCACAGAAAUGCUCGGAACUAGGUUUCCCAGUACCUUGCCUUGCAAUACCUGUGAAUGGUACUUGUCCAGGCGAUCCCGGCUGCAUAUGUGAAACUGGUUAUGUACGAAACGAAUGCGGUAUCUGUAUACCUUCUAAAGAUUGUCCUUCAUGUGGUGGUGACGAGAACGCCACAGCGGGAUGUGGGGUGAAUUGUAACAAACAUUGUUCCGACAUAGGCAAAGAACCUGGGGGCUGCAUCCAAGUGUGCUAUCCAAAUGCAUGUGAUUGUAAAGACGGUUAUUACUUAGAUGAUAAUACAGGAAAAUGUGUCUUACCUAAUCAGUGUACAAAAUCAAACCAUAACUCACAAGAAACAUCUUCGUCAUCUAAUUCAACAUCGACAUCAUCAUCAUCAGCGUCAAGUAACAACAACAAUGGCAAAUCUACAUCUAGUACUUCUUCGCUAUCUCAAAGUUCAAGUUCAUCCAUUUCUAAAAGUUCUACAUCCGGAAAAUCAUCAUCAACUUCCUCAUCAUCAAGUAACGCAGCAUCAAGUUCGUCAUCAUCUGGUUCAUCCUCAUCUAGUUCUGUAUCGUCAAGUUCAUCAUCGUCAUCUUCAAAUACUAAUAAUUCAAAUAGUGUAUCGUGUGGAGGAGAUGAAAAUGCAAAACCGGGAUGUGGUGUAAACUGUAACAGACACUGUAAAGAUAUUGGCAAAAAACCAGGUGCAUGUAUCUUGGUAUGUUACGAAAAUGGAUGUGAUUGCAAACCUGGCUAUUAUUUAGACGAUAAUACUGGAAAAUGUGUUUUACCUAGUCAAUGCACAUUACCAUGUGGCGUUAAUGAAGUGUGCUCAAAUUGCACCAAUGCUGGUUGCGAACCAAAGACCUGUGCUGAAACCGGAAUACCGUUACCAUGUGAUCAACCCGAUGAGUGUUUAAAAGGGUGUAUUUGUAAAAGCAAUUAUCUGAGAGCAGACAAUGGCACCUGCAUACCUCGAGACCAAUGUCCGGCUUGUGGAGGAGAUCCAAAUGCACAGCCUGGUUGUGGAGUAAACUGUGGUAGAUUGUGUUCGAAUUACAACGAUGGACCAGUGCCAUGCCCCCUGAUAUGCAAUAUAAAUGGCUGUGAUUGCAGAGAAGGAUACGUUUUUGAUGAGAAUUUGAAAAAAUGCGUUUUACCUGAGGACUGUAGUAAACCAAUAUGUACUGGGCCUAAUGAAGUAUAUGACGACCAUCCUAUAAUAUGCCCGCCUCAGACCUGUGACAGUAUCGGCAAGAGUUACUCUUGUCCUUCUAGACUGACUUCAUCAAAAGGUGCUUGUGUUUGCCGAAAAGGUUACCUUAGAAAUGAAGAUGGCAAAUGUAUCCCGAAGGAAGACUGUCAUAAAUGUUUAGGACAGAAUGAAGUAUACGAUCCAUGUCCUCCAAUCUGUCCACCGCAAACUUGUGAUGCUAUCGGCAAAAGUUACAGUUGUCCUAGUAUUCCUACAAAUCCUACUGAAGUACCCGGAUACUGCAAGCCGGCUUGCAGAUGUAAACCUGGUUAUUAUAGAAAUCUAAUUGAUCAGUGCAUAUCGAAGAAAGAUUGUCUAAAGUGUACAGGACCGCAUGAAUACUUCUCAUGUGGCGGCGCUUGUGAUAACGUUUGUGCUACUAUAAAGAAACAGAAUCAAACCCACUGUCCGAUUAUUAAUAUCACUUGCAAUAGAAAAUGUUAUUGUGAGGCGGAUUACGCUCGGAAUGUUAAUGGCACCUGUAUACCAAUUGACGAAUGUGAAUAUGACUGCACAUCAACUUCAAUUGAAGGAUCAACUGGAGGAGAUGAUGAAGAGGAUGAUGAUGAAGAGGUUCAAAACCGCUUAAUACAAGGAAACACCGAUUUCACUGGAAAUUUUCUUUAUGAAGUCAUUAAAAAGAACCCGUUAACUAGUGUUGUGAUGUCGCCGUUCUCAGUUUUGAUUCCUUUAGCGCAGUUAGCUCUUUAUACUGAACCUGGAAAUUCUUACGACCAACUGCUAAACACGCUCAAUCUGAAAAGCAAAGAUGAGAUUCGACGUGUAUUUCCGGCACUUAUAAGUUCAUUGAAGUCACAAGAAGAAGCUAUAUUGGAUUUGGCCGCAAAGAUUUACGUGAACAAACAAUAUCAGCUCACUGACAAUUUUGAAAACGACUCACGUGAUGUCUUCGGUGCUGAAGCGGAAAAUAUUGACUUUAGUAAACCUGAACAAGCCGCUGACACUAUUAAUGCCUGGAUUGAAAAAGAAACAAGAGAGCUUAUAAAAAAUGUUGUAUCAGCCGAUAUGUUCAGCGCUUACACUCGUUUAGUUCUGACCAACGUUAUCUAUUUUUUGGGAAAUUGGCAGAAACAAUUUAAUCCAAACGAUACGAAAACUGAAGAUUUUCAUAUUAGUAAUACAGACACCGUUCAAGUACCACUAAUGUAUCAGAAAGGCGUUUUUAGAUAUGCAGAAAGUAAAGAUCUCAAUUGUAAGAUACUAGAGAUAACAUAUAAAGGAGGAAAUUUCUCAUAUAUUGCUUUCUUACCGAAUGAUGUAGAUGGUUACAAUAUUGUUGCUGAAAAAAUUAGAGAUCCUGAUGUAUUUAAUACUGCUCUUGAUCUAUUGAAAUAUGAAACCUGCUACCUUUAUAUACCAAGACAUGAAAUAACUACUGGUAUUGAUUUAGUCGAUAUUCUUCAGAAGGUGAAUGUUACUGAUAUUUUUGAUACAAAAAAAGCAGAUUUAAGUGGAAUCUUAACAAACAACGAAGAGCUAGGUGUAUCAGCUGCAAUACAGAGGGCGAACAUAAAAUUCGAUGAAACUGGAACUGAAGCUGCUGCUGUAAAUGUAAUAAUUGUGGGUACAACAUCAGCAUCACCGCCUGAAACUGUGUAUACCUUUAGGGCUGAUCAUCCUUUCAUAUUCUACUUGUUACUUGAAAGGAACCCAUUAUUUUGUGGUGUUUAUGCUGGAAACUAAUAUAUUCUAAAGAAGUUGAAGCAAAACUAAAAAUGACUAUAUUUAUAUAAUACAGUAGAUUAUAAGUGAAAGAUUGUUUUCGAAAGUAAAAAACUUUUUUGUUAA